Molecule: messenger RNA, 906 nt
Organism: Schizophyllum commune H4-8
Lineage: Eukaryota; Fungi; Basidiomycota; Agaricomycetes; Agaricales; Schizophyllaceae
Product: RTA1-domain-containing protein
Exons: 7
Coding region: 1-906 (301 amino acids)
Cellular component (GO): plasma membrane; fungal-type vacuole
Source: RefSeq, a predicted model, not a curated record
AUGUCCACCGCAACGCCUACCACUCCCGCCCUUCCUACCUCAACAGCCGGCCUUACUCCAGAGCAAGUCGACGCACUUUCCGCCUAUGGAUACGUGCCAACGGAAUGGGUGUGCAUCAUGUACGUCGCACUAUUCAGCAUUACUACAGCCACCCACCUCGGCCAGGCCAUCUACACCCGCUGCUGGUGGCUCCUCCCCACCGUUGGUCUAUGCGGCGCGCUCGAAAUAUUUGGUUGGGCGGGACGCCUUUGGAGUGCGCACGAGGUGCUGAAGAAGGACCCUUUCAUGAUGCAAAUUGUCGCCACCAUUCUGGGUCCUACGCCCCUCCUCGCUGCCAACUUCAUCGUCAUGGGUCGCAUAGUGGGAAAGCUUGGACCGGCAUUCAGUCGACUGAGUCCGAGACUUUACUCGAUAUUGUUCCUCUCGUGUGACAUCGUGUCUCUCAUCGUCCAAGGUGUCGGCGGUGGGAUUGCGGCAUCGGCGACUGAUCACGAAAAUGCAGAUCUUGGCGGUAACAUCAUGCUCGGCGGCAUCGCCUUCCAAAUCGUCGUCAUCACCUUCUUCACCGCAUCCUCUGCCGAAUUUCUCUGGCGCUACUGGUCAAAUAAGCCUAUCUCCAGCACUAUGAGCACGAAGAUACCCAACCGCUCGACACUCCCGACCAAGCUCCAACUCGCGCUCUACCUCGUGGUGGCGUCGACAACCCUCCUCUUCAUCCGUGCCAUCUACCGCACGAUUGAGCUCUCGGACGGCUGGGGAGGAGAGAUUAUCAAGACGGAGAUAUGGUUCAACAUCUUCGACGCCGCGAUGGUUGUUGUGGCCAUGUACUUGGAGAACGUGCUGCACCCGGGGUGGCUUCUCGCGGUCGAGAUGGAUGAGGGAGUGUACAAGCUGCAAGAUUUCUAA